Messenger RNA from Sinocyclocheilus anshuiensis, 3239 nucleotides. Its product is annotated as mannosyl-oligosaccharide 1,2-alpha-mannosidase IB-like. The record is from RefSeq and is a predicted model, not a curated record. Gene Ontology annotation, cellular component: endoplasmic reticulum; extracellular exosome; Golgi membrane. Gene Ontology annotation, molecular function: calcium ion binding; mannosyl-oligosaccharide 1,2-alpha-mannosidase activity. Bases 922 to 2859 code for a protein of 645 amino acids. Lineage: Eukaryota; Metazoa; Chordata; Actinopteri; Cypriniformes; Cyprinidae. Gene Ontology annotation, biological process: carbohydrate metabolic process; mannose trimming involved in glycoprotein ERAD pathway. The transcript is spliced from 14 exons.
GGCAGCUGACUGGAUGUUGGAGGACUGAGAGGAGGAGUAGCUGUUGCAGUAACAACAUCCUGGAUAUUGGAGACUGGCGGCGCACACGGCUACAGAAAUAAAGGAGGAACCAAGACGUUAGGGAGGCGGUGGGGGUAAUCGCAAAUGCCUCAGUGUAUAGAAGCACAGACAUGAACGUGAACUUGGCAGCUUUCAGGCAUUAAUUGUGGAUUUAUGGUCUAUGGCGCCGAUUGAUCCCGAGGCACCGACAAGGUGAUGCAGCAGCGGCAGGACGGGAUCGGUCCGCUACACGGCUGCCAGCUGAAUGCCUUUACUGAGGGAAAACGGCGCAGCACUCGUCCAGCGCAGUCCGGCGUGAUUUUUCAUUAAAAUAGGACAGAGAGGAUCAGCCAGCAGCUGCGAUACACCCUUGUUUACUUUCAUUAUUGUAUUGGUUCUCGAUAUCGCUCUCCGGUUCAGAGACGCUGCCACGGCAUCAAGCGGAUCAGGCCUGGGCUGAAACACCGUGCGCACUUCGCGGUAUUUACCGUGGAAUGUGACGCGAAUUCUAUCGUUAACAAGGAUAACGAAAGCACCUAGUGCUGUAUCAUUGUGUUUACUAUCCGCUUGUCCAGUUUUCUUUAUGUUUACUUAGGCGGUGAGGGUGGACUCACCGUUUAUCGUGAAGAUAACGACUCGACUCGACCCAACCCGCCUUGACACAGAGAAGCGUUCGAAUCCAAGCGAGGAUCAUGGAUCGGAAUGAUAAAAAGACCCUCACGAGCAAGUGUAAUCAGUUGUGAUCUACAGGACAACUCCAUUUCUAAGAGAUAAGCAGACGUUCGGCAGUAAAGCUCCCAUUAACGCAAUGAGAUAAUAGUGUGGCUUACACACAAACAACCUUGACACUUAUCCCACCAUAUUCCAGUUCAUCGUCAAAAUAUGACCACGCCAGCUCUAUUGCCACUAUCGGGACGUAGGAUACCUACCCUCUCGCCAGGUGCCUCCUCAUUCCCCCAUCACAGAGCCACCUUGCGGCUUUCAGAGAAGUUCAUCCUCCUCCUCAUCCUCAGUGCCUUCAUCACCUUGUGUUUCGGAGCAUUUUUCUUCCUCCCGGACAAUUCCAAACACAAGCGCUUUGACUUUGGUUUGGAGGACGUGUUGAUACCACACAUCGAGUCGGAGAAGGAGGCCAGGCACAGCAGCAGACAGGUCAUACAUGGCAUGGGAGCUCACGAUGAGCAUCGUCACAGGGAGGAAGAGGAGAGCCUUCGUGACAAGAUCCGGGCAGAUCAUGAGCGGGCACUGCAGGAAGCCAAGGAAAAGCUCCGUAAAUCCAAAGAGGAGCUGAAGGCAGAGAUCCAGACAGAGAAGACCAAGGUAGUCGAGGACCUGAAGAAGAAAGAUGGACCCAAACCACUGCCUCCAGUACCUAUGCCCAAACUAGUAGGGGUCAACGAUGGUGACCCAGGGGACCCUGACACCAAGGAAAAAAGGGACAAAAUCAGAGAGAUGAUGAAACAUGCGUGGGACAGCUACAGGCAAUACGGCUGGGGACACAACGAGCUCAAACCCAUCGCCAAGAAAGGACAUUCCACCAAUAUCUUCGGUAAUUCCCAGAUGGGGGCCACUAUAGUAGACGCCCUGGAUACCCUUUACAUAAUGGGCCUCCACGAUGAGUUUAAGGAUGGCCAGGAGUGGAUCAAGCAAAACUUGGAUUUCAGUGUGAAUGCAGAAGUAUCUGUCUUUGAGGUCAACAUCCGCUUCAUUGGAGGGCUUCUGGCUGCAUACUACCUCUCUGGACAGGAGGUUUUUAAGGUGAAGGCUGUCCAGCUGGCAGAAAAGCUGCUUCCUGCCUUCAACACCCCAACAGGCAUCCCUUGGGCCAUGGUCAAUUUGAAGAGUGGAGUGGGGCGUAACUGGGGCUGGGCAUCAGCUGGAAGCAGUAUUCUGGCUGAGUUCGGGACGCUGCACAUGGAGUUUGUGCACCUGACAUAUCUGACUGGAAACCCUGCUUACUAUCAGAAGGUGAUGCACAUACGGAAGCUGCUGGCUAAGAUGGACAGACCCAACGGACUUUACCCCAACUACCUGAACCCACGCACAGGACGCUGGGGCCAGCAUCACACCUCAGUAGGUGGGUUGGGUGAUAGUUUCUAUGAGUACCUGUUGAAGGCCUGGCUGAUGUCUGAUAAAACGGACACAGAGGCACGCAAGACGUACGAUGAUGCCAUCGAGGCUAUCGAGCGCCACCUCAUCCGUAAGUCCAACGGUGGCCUUACUUUCAUCGGGGAGUGGAAAAACGGCCACUUGGAGCGUAAGAUGGGUCACCUGACUUGCUUUGCUGGGGGCAUGUUUGCCUUGGGGGCUGAUGGGUCGCCAGAUGAUAAAGCUGGACACUAUCUGCAGCUCGGAGCAGAGAUUGCACACACCUGCCACGAAAGCUACGAUCGCACUGUGCUGAAGCUCGGCCCAGAGGCCUUUAAGUUCGACAGUGGGCUGGAAGCAGUGGCUGUGAGACAGAAUGAGAAAUACUAUAUCCUGAGGCCUGAGGUCAUCGAGACGUACUGGUACAUGUGGAGAUUUACCCACGACCCCAAAUACAGGCAGUGGGGUUGGGAAGCAGUGCAGGCUAUAGAUAAAUACUGCCGAGUAAGCGGAGGAUUCUCUGGUGUUAAAGACGUCUACUCCUCCAACCCCACCUACGAUGAUGUCCAGCAAAGCUUCUUCCUGGCUGAAACGCUCAAGUAUCUCUAUCUACUUUUCUCCAGCGAUGAGCUGCUGCCUCUUGAGAACUGGGUGUUCAACACAGAGGCCCAUCCUCUGCCCGUCCUGCACCUGGGCAACAUCACCCUGCCUGGCAGCGAGACCCAGCGGUAGAGCGGACUCACCGGGGGGACGCUCUCCCCCUCACUCGCCCCUUUUCUAAACGCCUCCCUCCUUGUGAGAAAGACAGCAGCUGCCAGUGCAAAGGAGAGGAGAGAACUGUACCCACCAUCCACUGUCUCCUCCUGGACUGUGAAUCAUGGGACUGCAGUGAAUGGAGGGGACCGGAACAGACCCAGCUCUCUUUAUCUAUGUCUCUCUCAUAUAUUCUCUGAAGGACAGACUGCCGGAUUGAUCAUGUGUGUCUCUCUCUUGUGGCCGCUGGUCUGACACGUCCGUACACACUGUUACACGCAUUGGCAGACUAAAAGACCUUCUGAUAUGGAUGUGCGUUUCUCACUGGGAAAGGAUUUUAACAAGUUCAUUCGUCCCCC